Castor canadensis (American beaver) is the source of this 1344-nucleotide messenger RNA. It is a transcript of the gene Gpat3, whose product is annotated as glycerol-3-phosphate acyltransferase 3. Gene Ontology annotation, cellular component: endoplasmic reticulum. Gene Ontology annotation, molecular function: glycerol-3-phosphate O-acyltransferase activity. Gene Ontology annotation, biological process: triglyceride biosynthetic process. The record is from RefSeq and is a predicted model, not a curated record. Lineage: Eukaryota; Metazoa; Chordata; Mammalia; Rodentia; Castoridae.
UUGUGCAGACGCUGAUUCUCCUUGCUUCCAACUGUAAUUGCUGGUCUCUUAGUUCUGAAAUCUUCAUGCCACCCAUUAAGCUCGUUUUCUUGUAUUCUAUGCAUGAAAGUUGUUGCCCCUUUAAUCAUUGUUCUUCUGUCCUAUGGCAUUUUCUCAUGUCCUCAUGCUUUUUUUUUAAGGUAUUAUCCAAAGAGAUGAGUCACCCAUGGAAAAAGGGCUCUCUGGUCUGCGAGGAAGGGACUUUGAGCUGUCUGAUGUGUUUUAUUUCUCCAAGAAGGGAUUUGAAGCUAUUGUGGAAGAUGAAGUGACCCAGAGGUUCUCCUCAGAGGAGCUAGUGUCAUGGAACCUCCUCACAAGAACCAACAUAAACUUCCAGUACAUCAGCCCCAAGCUCACUAUGGUGUGGGUUCUAGGCGUACUGAUACGCUAUUGUGUCCUACUGCCCCUGAGGGUUACCCUGGCUUUCAUUGGGAUCAGUUUGAUGAUUAUAGGAACUACACUGGUUGGGCAGCUACCAGACAGCAGCGUCAAAAACUGGCUGAGUGAAAUGGUGCACCUGACUUGCUGCCGCAUCUGUGUGCGAUCCCUCUCUGGCACCAUUCAUUAUCAUAACAAGCAGUAUAGACCCCAGAAGGGAGGCAUUUGUGUGGCCAAUCACACAUCUCCCAUAGAUGUUUUGAUCUUGACCACGGAUGGGUGUUAUGCUAUGGUUGGCCAGGUUCAUGGUGGAUUGAUGGGAAUUCUCCAGAGAGCUAUGGUCAAGGCUUGUCCACAUGUCUGGUUCGAACGCUCAGAAAUGAAGGAUCGACACCUGGUUACGAAGAGAUUGAAAGAACAUAUUGCUGAUAGAAAAAAGUUACCCAUAUUAAUCUUUCCUGAAGGAACUUGCAUCAACAAUACUUCAGUCAUGAUGUUUAAAAAGGGAAGCUUUGAAAUCGGAGGAACCAUAUACCCAGUUGCAAUGAAGUAUAACCCCCAGUUUGGUGAUGCAUUUUGGAACAGUAGUAAAUACAACAUGGUGAGCUACUUGCUUCGAGUGAUGACCAGCUGGGCUAUCGUCUGUGAUGUGUGGUACAUGCCCCCCAUGACCAAAGAGGAAGGAGAAGAUGCAGUUCAGUUUGCUAACAGGGUUAAAUCUGCUAUUGCAGUGCAAGGAGGAUUAACUGAACUUCCCUGGGAUGGUGGGCUGAAGAGAGCAAAGGUGAAGGACACCUUCAAGGAGGAGCAGCAGAAGAAUUAUAGCAAAAUGAUUGUGGGCAAUGGGUCGCUCAAGCAGGAAUCGGACUGAUGCAUUCUGCAGAUAAACUUGGCUUUCCAGAACUAGCCCAUAGAAGUGGAAGGGUU